AUUUCAUGCUCCAUUAGUUUCUUCCACCAAAAUUCCCUAAACUGACAUUUUUGAAAUUGCGAAAUGUUCUCUGGUGCUGGUCGUCCUUCUAAAGAACAAAUCAAGCAAUAUGAUAACCUUGCUCUUUCCGAAAUAAAGAAAGGUGCUUCUAUUGCUGCCGUUCUCGCUUUGACUCCUUUUGUUAUCUCCUUUGUCAAGAACUUACGCUCUUAAAGCUGAAGCUAUUCACAGGCACGUUUCUGUAACAAACAACACUUAAGAUUGCUUGAACGCUGCUUAUGUGUGUAAAGAAUUGCUCGGAUGAUGAUGGCAAACAAUCAAUAAAAUUCAAUUUUUAACACUUUUCAUA
Molecule: messenger RNA, 349 nt
Organism: Schizosaccharomyces cryophilus OY26
Lineage: Eukaryota; Fungi; Ascomycota; Schizosaccharomycetes; Schizosaccharomycetales; Schizosaccharomycetaceae
Exons: 3
Coding region: 64-213 (49 amino acids)
Source: RefSeq, a predicted model, not a curated record